CAGCUGUAGAUGUCAACGCCUCUGCCAACACAGUCAGUCGAAGCUUGAUUUCAGUUCCAUGUCAAUUUCAUCAAAGGACUUUCAUGACAGAUUUACGAAAACCAAUGUGUGAGCAAAGGCACAGAAGCAGAUACAGUGGAAGAGUGAUGUCAUGUAUGCCUUGAUCUGACAAUACAAAUGAGGAAACAUUCAAUACUUCACAGAUAAAACAGAUCCUGGUGGAUGAGCAAGAUGGAUGAAGGAGGAUGUUACGUCCAAGGAAACAUCAUUAUCAAGCAAGAACCUGAAACUGAUGACGACUAUGGCACUAUGUCCCAGGACUACCCGGGAUGUCCUGAAGGAGACUUUCACAGACAUGACCACCUGGUGAUGUCACAGGGUUACCCUCAUGAAGGGGACGAAAGUGACUCUGGUAACCAUGACAACAUGGGUCACUCUCAGAAAUGUUCUGCAGAAGAUUCUGGAAUCCAUGACUACAAGGUUGUGUCGUAUGAUUUUGAGAACGAGGGUAUUGGAAAAUACAGUAUCGUGAAGACAGAGUAUAGUCCCACUGACUCCGAUGAUGAUUCCACAGUGAAUGAAUCAUCUCCACAUAGAUCCACAGGAGAGGCUGCAGAAGAAGCUGUGGAUGAGGAUGUCGGACGUCCUACAGUCAAAGAAGAGAGUGUGGAUGACAGUUAUGAUAUUGCAUACAACCACACCCACGUUCAUGUCAAAGAGGAAGUGUUUACCUCGGAGGGUUCAGAGCAGAGUGCAAAUGAAGAACAGAUAGAGGAAGAUGAGGAUGAGAUAAAGCUUGAGAAUUCAUUUAAAAGACAAAGGCGAUUAAGGAAAGUGAAAAGAAAUCCUAGUUUUGAAUACGAAAAUGAUUCACCAUGUUCACAUGGGGAAGUUCUCGAGCAUGAGACGUCAAUUGAGUUUGAAAUUUACAUGGACAGAGAAGAAGAACAUGAACAUGGAAUGGGCGACAAAUCUGCUCAAGUUCAAGAUCCAGGAACCUCACAUAGCAUGGAGAAAAGAACCCCAUGUGACAAAGAGGACAACAGCAAAAUGAUAGCAAGGUAUGCCUUAUACGACGUGGAGAAUAGUGAAAUGGUUGGGAUCAAAUCAGUCAAUCCCAAAGUGUGUGAAAUCUGCAACAAACAGUUUCAAUAUGAGUUCCAUAAGAAGUUCCACAUGCAGAAGGUGCAUCCAGAGACACUGGAAAAUGAUAAGAGGAAAAAAUGUAGGGAGGAUGACUCCAGGAACAAAGGAGCAAAAGGAAAGUUUAAUCCUCGAGCUCGGUACAGUAAGACCUGUUUCAUCUGCAGAAACAAGAUCUACACUCAUCCCUAUUACUUGAAUCUUCACAUGCAAGAAGUUCAUCCAGAAUGGCUUAUUGACAACAAAAUGAUUCAAAAUCUUACUGCAGAUGAUGACACGGAUACCUCUCAGGCUGAAAACAAGAAAAAAUUAUGUCCAGUUUGUAAUGAGGAAUUUCGCUUUGCCUUUCAGCUCAAAUAUCACAUUCAGAAGGCACAUGCUGAGAUUCUAGUAGAAGACAAGAGAGUUGACACUACCAAGCUUCCGUCCAGAGAAGAAUCAGAGAUCGCUGUUGAUGAUGAGGCAUCUCGGCUAGUGAAACCAGUGGUAUCUACAAACCCACUUGGAGGAAUAAAAUUGACAUACACUGUUCAAGAUAUUCUUAACAUCAAGAGGAAUAUGGAGAAAGAGACUGCAGCCAAGGAAGCUAAAGAGGCACAGAGACUGGCAAAAUGUCUCGAACCCAAGAAAGAGACUUGGACGACCUCCUAA
This is a messenger RNA of Haliotis rubra (blacklip abalone), 1794 nucleotides long. RefSeq lists its product as uncharacterized. The transcript has 2 exons. Lineage: Eukaryota; Metazoa; Mollusca; Gastropoda; Lepetellida; Haliotidae. The record is from RefSeq and is a predicted model, not a curated record. Bases 223 to 1794 code for a protein of 523 amino acids.